Messenger RNA from Mixia osmundae IAM 14324, 4416 nucleotides. RefSeq lists its product as uncharacterized. Lineage: Eukaryota; Fungi; Basidiomycota; Mixiomycetes; Mixiales; Mixiaceae. Gene Ontology annotation, biological process: GPI anchor biosynthetic process. Bases 1 to 4416 code for a protein of 1471 amino acids. Gene Ontology annotation, cellular component: endoplasmic reticulum membrane. Gene Ontology annotation, molecular function: mannose-ethanolamine phosphotransferase activity; hydrolase activity. The transcript has 7 exons. The record is from RefSeq and is a predicted model, not a curated record.
AUGUUGUCAGCACGCUCAGAUUGCGCCACUCACGCGCGUCACCGCGUCGUCCUGCCGGGCAAAGGCCCACAAAGCAAGAUGGACGUGAUACCCACGAGCAAUGGAGAUAGCAAGCCUCGGCCGGCCGAGGAAAGCGACGAUGACUGGGAUGCCGUGAACGAUGAUCUCCUGGCUCCAGAGGCACUGCCAGAGUCUGCCGCGCUCGCAAGACGCCGGAAACGGGCAGAGCGCUCAUCCUUGAGGCUCAGAGGCAUCAUCUCGCUCGCGGAUCUAUCCGUCAUGCAGGUCAUCUUUGUCGCUCUCCUCUUCAUCUCCCUGUACCACCUCGCAGCGCUCUGGCUCUUCACCAGAGGCUUCCUGCUCACGCGAGCUACGCUCGACGAGAGGAGCCACUGCUCACCCGACCAAGAAUGCACGCUGACACCUCGCUAUUCACGGGCUAUCGUGCUCAUCGUCGACGCCCUCCGCUGGGACUACGUCUUCCCGAGAACAGAGACCGAUGGCAGCUCUCCUCCAUACUCUGCUGAUCAUCACAACGUACUCACGACGCCAGCCAGGCUGUCCCAGCAGCAACCUGCCAACUCGCUGAUCUUUCGCUUCGUGGCCGAUCCACCCACGACGACCUUGCAGCGACUCAAGGGUCUCACUACAGGCAGCUUGCCCACCUUUGUCGAUGCAGGCAGCAAUUUCGCAGCCGGUGCCGUCCAGGAAGAUUCUUGGAUCGAACAAGCCCACGCGGCUCGCAAGAAAAUCGCAUUUGCCGGCGACGACACAUGGAUGCAGGUCUUCCCUCCUGCCUACUUUGCAAAGGGCAUGACCUGGCCAUACGACUCAUUCGACGUGGCCGAUCUCGACACCGUUGACCGUGGUGUCGAGAAGCAUCUCUUUGAUCUGCUCGCGCCAGACAGCAAUGGCUCAUCAUGGGAUAUCUUCGUCGGUCAUUCGCUCGGUCUCGACCAUGCCGGCCAUCGAUUUGGCUCACAGCAUCCAGAGCUGACACGUAAGCUUCGCGAAGCCGAGGCCACACUGGCUCGCGUUGUGCCGCUCUUACGUGCCGACGAUCUGCUCGUUGUCCUUGGCGAUCACGGUAUGGAUCCCAAAGGCGACCACGGCGGUGAUAGUCCGGACGAAGUAAACGCUGCUCUGUGGAUGUACUCGCCAAAAGGACUGACGACCGUACCGCCACAUCCGGGUAAGGCUCGCCCUAUGACCGAAUUGCUUCAUGACACCACUCGGUCAGAAGAGCGCACCUUCGGUCUUGACGAGCAUACUUAUCGAUCAAUACCCCAAACAGAUCUGGUGCCAUCCUUAUCACUGCUCCUGGGCUUGCCUAUACCUUUCGGCAGUCUUGGCUCGAUCGUGCCCGAGCUAUUCCUCUGGCCGACGCAGCAACACAGAUGGGCAAAGGCUGAUGACUCGCUCAGCAUGCUACGAAAAGCAGUCCGUAUCAACUUGCGCCAGAUCAUGACCUAUCUAGAGACCUACGCACGCACACAUUCGCGAUCAUCGGACAUCGCGCCUGCUCUGCCCGCACUGCGAACAUUGUAUUCCGCUGCGAUGGAAUCACUGGACGGCACAGAUAGCAUCAGCCUGGACUCUUACUUUCGUUUUACUAGAUCAACACUGACGCAUUGUAAGUCAGUCUGGGCGCGCUUUAACGCUGCGACCAUGACUGCAGGGCUCUUGGCACUCGUGUGCAGUAUCGUCAUGAUCACACGCCUCGUGCAGACUGCUCGCUACGAAGGCGCUCUCUUCCGGGACGGACAUUGCCGGCAGCUCAUUGGAAGUGCGUUCAUCGCCUUCAUUGCUACGUUUGCGAUCAUCACCCUGCCAGCUAUAGUCGUCGUCGGCACGAACACGCAUCCAGACUGGUACGCCCCCCUUGUGUUACCAGCCAUUGUGGUCUCGCCUGUUUUGGCAAUCAUCGUCUACGAGCUGCGAUACCGCCUACCGGCCCCCAGCAAACUAAUCACGCCCGCAAGCUUGACGUCAUGGUCGCCGGUCUUCGUGUUACCCCUUGCGCAUGCUGCUAUGUUUGCGUCGAACUCGUUCAUCUUAUGGGAGGAUGGCGCCACGACGAUGCUGCUGCAGUCAGCACUGAUUAUGCUUGCGAUACGGUCAAUCGGUCACGUCACUGCUCCCUUUCGUCGACGAGGUCUAGCAUUCGCGCUGGUUGCAGCAAUACUCGUGCGCCUUCUGGCAUGCUCCAGACUGUGCCGGGAAGAGCAAGCUGGCGUGUGCUCGACAACGUUUUACGUCAGUAACGCAUCAAGCACCUCGGCAGUGGAAGCCGUGAUAGCAAUGGUCCCCAUCGCUAUGGCCAUACCCGUAUUCGUCGGCCGCUUUCUGAGCAUUACGGGCUCGCAGCGAGAGUUCGCCGGUAUCUUUCUCGAUGGACCCUGCCGUGCAGCCUGGCUGCUCGCGUCCGCACACAAUGUCGUGGAUUGGCGAGCGGCGCACAGCAAGUCGCCUGCAGUCAUGACGACGGUCAAGAAUUAUGCAGCCAUCGCAGUGAUCUGCCUGAUCAUUGGCGGUGGCGGCCCAUUGUGGUUCUUCAGUAGGCUGCCAUUGACGAUUCAGGAAGAGCCAGCGACUGACAACACGCCCGCAAAGAUCACUGUUUUGGGUUUCGCAAACGCCUAUGGCUCGUCAUACGUCUUGCUGGUCACUAUACUAACGUCGUGGCUUGUUCUCGUAUCACCUGCCAUGGGUCAGCUCGCUCUGUCUGGCGCCAUGAUAGCCAGUCUGUGUAUGCUAGAAACUCUCGACACAGCGCGGGAUUCUGAUUCAAUGCGCUUGUCUCUUGAAGCCAAAUCUGUCGAUCGUCCGCUCGAGCUCGAUUGGCAUAUCGGACUGUUUGCGCUGCUCGCACAAGCCACUUUCUUUGCCACAGGUCAUCAGGCGACUCUAUCAUCAAUCCAAUGGAACAGCGCUUUCGUCGGCACGCGCCGGCUGAUCUAUCCACUGAGUCCACUCUUGGUCGUGCUCAACACAUUCUCGGGUCAUAUCCUGAUGAGUCUCGGGCUGCCGCUCCUCGUAUUAUGGAAGACGGCGCCUGCGAUGGGAGGCAGGCCCUUGCCGCUCCAGCGAAAACUGCUCAUAACGUUGCUGCUCUUCUCGCUCUAUCACGCCAUCGUGGCGUUAUCAGCAGCAGCCUUUGCAGCCUAUUUCAGGCGACAUCUGAUGGUCUGGAAAGUCUUUGCACCGCGCUUCAUGCUCUCUGGAAUGACUUUGCUCGUCAUCGACCUGACGCUGGCGUUCUUAUCGACGCUCUACGGUGCUGGCACCGUCUUCAACAAAGUCUACACAAUGUUCCAUACCGCGCGUUCAACGUUCGACAUUGCGGUCGUUGACGCUGAGCUGUCACGACAUUGCCUUUCGGCUGCAAUGCGGGUUCUCGUCACUAACGAUGACGGCCCGCCUGGUAAAGACUCGCCCUUUGUGCUAGGCUUUGUCGAAUGCCUGAGGCAAACGUUAGGCUGGGAGGUCAGCGUGGUCCUGCCAGGCUCGCAGAGGUCCUGGGUCGGCGCCGCUCACAGCAUCUCGGACAUCAUCGAAGGCAGUUAUUAUCAGCCUGCGCCAGCAGGCUCAUCAGUCGAUCGCAGUCGCGGCGAAGGCAGUCGACGCUCGACGACGCCGAUUGAAUCAAGCAAGACGAAUGCAAACGAGCAAGAUUGGAUCUUGCUCUCCGGUACGCCUGCGACGUGCGCCAACAUUGCGUUGCAUAACAUCCACGAAACGAUCGAUCUCGUCGUCUCUGGACCUAACUUUGGGCGCAAUACUUCCACAGCAUUUGCCCUGUCGAGCGGCACUAUCGGCGCUGCUUUGGCAUCCUCGCUGUCUGGCGUGCCUUCUAUCGCGAUCAGCUAUGCCAUUUUUGAGCGUCCGAUACAGGACGAUCAAGUAGCAGCCGCGCACGACUGGGCAUGCGUAGUCAUCAAGCGACUGUGGGACACCUGGCAACACGACGGCGAUCAUGACCUGUACUCCGUCAACAUACCGCUCGUGCCUUCUAUAACUGACAAGGAGGCAACGAAGAUUAGGUUUACAACAAUGGCACUCACACGCUACAAGCGUCUUUUCGCACCUACCGCACACCCGAGCGAGUCAAAGGCAGCCUACGAGGCCGAAUAUAGCGACACUGCAAAUGCCGGCCCCGGAGCGCUCGAGGAACCAAGCAACCCGAGCAAAGUAACCGCAGAUCGCUCCAAAAAGCUCGCUUUCAAGUUUGCUCCCCACAUCGGGCAGCUCAUAAAUCCGCCAGCCUCGGCGCUGCAAAGCGGCCAUGAUAACCAUGCACUCCACCACGGUUGCAUCGCUGUGACGCCUCUCAAAGCCAGCUUCCUGGGAGCUGAUCCGCCAAGUGCGAUCAAGCAGCAUGACGAGGGUCCAGGCAAAGGGCACUGGAAGCUAUAG